AUGACUGGCCGUGGCAAGGGAGGCAAGGGUCUCGGCAAGGGUGGCGCCAAGCGUCACCGCAAGAUCUUGCGCGACAACAUCCAGGGUAUCACCAAGCCCGCCAUCCGCCGUCUCGCCCGUCGUGGCGGUGUCAAGCGUAUCUCGGCCAUGAUCUACGAGGAGACCCGUGGUGUCCUGAAGUCCUUCCUGGAGGGUGUCAUCCGUGACGCCGUCACGUACACGGAGCACGCCAAGCGCAAGACCGUCACCUCGCUGGACGUCGUCUACGCGCUCAAGCGCCAGGGCCGCACCCUGUACGGUUUCGGUGGUUAA
Diplodia corticola is the source of this 312-nucleotide messenger RNA. RefSeq names its product histone h4. Gene Ontology annotation, molecular function: structural constituent of chromatin; DNA binding; protein heterodimerization activity. Gene Ontology annotation, biological process: nucleosome assembly. Gene Ontology annotation, cellular component: nucleosome. The record is from RefSeq and is a predicted model, not a curated record. The coding region runs from base 1 to 312 and encodes 103 amino acids. The transcript is spliced from 3 exons. NCBI's taxonomy places the organism in Eukaryota, Fungi, Ascomycota, Dothideomycetes, Botryosphaeriales, Botryosphaeriaceae.